Molecule: messenger RNA, 5582 nt
Organism: Armigeres subalbatus
Lineage: Eukaryota; Metazoa; Arthropoda; Insecta; Diptera; Culicidae
Gene: Wnt5
Product: protein Wnt-5
Exons: 9
Coding region: 1522-4572 (1016 amino acids)
Biological process (GO): multicellular organism development; neuron differentiation; cell fate commitment
Cellular component (GO): extracellular region
Molecular function (GO): cytokine activity; frizzled binding
Source: RefSeq, a predicted model, not a curated record
GCAUCGUUGAGAACGGAAGGGUGUGCAUGGACUACAUUGUAACUUGAGAUAUCCUAACGAGAUUGAAAGGUGCGUUCCUGCUUAGCGUGUGUCACGGUGGUGAUCAGUGAUUUGUGCUUUUGAAUCGGUCUUCGAGCCCGCCAAAGGCCAACCGACCGUUGUUUAUGGAUGUGUACGAGCGCAAGUAGUAGGAAUUAAAAGACAGAGAGGAAACAUUAACUUUCCUUCCUCCUCAUACUUCGGCUGCUUUGUCCAUUUCAAUGAUCAGAAAUCAAAGGGAGUGAGCGGUGCAAAAGUGAAUGAAAAAUGGAGGAAUCAAAUCAAAAUAAUAACAUGUUGAUUUGAAGCGCUAUAAAAGUAUAACAGAAGGAGGAGAGUGAAGAAAUUAAUUACCCGUACGGCAAAGGCAAUAAAGCGCAAUAAAAACUAAAUGAAAAGAGUUUACUGUGAUGUACAUUGGAGAAGAUAUAUCUGGAAAUAGAGCAUCAUCAAAAAUCGAUUCGCGCGCGCUUUUGAUGAAUAGAACAUUGCCGAAAUUGAUCGUGCCGCCGCCGCCGAUGUUCUUGAUAUGUGAGCGUUUUUAUAGUAAUAUCGAUUUCAUUGAUACAGCGCUGAAUUUUUCCUAUGGUAGCGAGUAAUCGACGAAUUCAUCAAAGCAAACGAAACUGGUUCGAAGAUACAUACCCACAUGAAGUGAUCGUACAGUGAUCGUGCAUUGAGUAGAGUGCUGUUGGCAGUUAACGAACAGCUCCAACCGCUUGAAGAAACGAAUUCAACCCAACAGUAAGAAAUAUGCAUAAUGUGAAAAGUCACUUAAGAACGUGUGCAAAAAAUAAAUAAAUCGAAUUAAGCGAAAUGUGUACAAUUAAUUACGAAGGUAUAACGCGUCGCUGGUAAUUGUAUGAAGAAAUACCGUUGAGCUCAUGAAUCUCUGCAGCAGCCGCCUUGGCAAAGUGCUCUGAGCUGAAUCCAACAGUCAGUGGUCCUCUCGUCGUCAUCGUCGGCGUGGAUGCUGCAGGCUUUUUUGUGCAAAGCUUUUCAGCUUCGCCGCCGUGUCUGGGGCUGAGGCUCAACUUUACUUCGCAUAAAUGAAGGAUCGCGAAGAUAGAAGGAGUUCGUAUGCUGCCUGCGUGGAUACGUGAAUAAGCCAAAAACGCACACAACCAGCCUGUGUUUAGCAUCUUGUUGUUGAUGCUGUUGCUGGAUCUUAAUAAUUCCCUCGUGGUAAAGUGCUUUCCAUGAUCAGUGCCGGGAUUUGCCGGAACAAAGUGCAUCAAAAAGGAAAAUAUAAAGAUCACGGAGUAAUGAAUUAAAAGAAAUUAUCCAUAUUUCAAUCAAGUUAUUGUGCUUUCCAGCAACAAAUGAACAAGAGACCGAGAGAGUUUGGCUGUAGAAUGUAAUUAUAAUGUUGGUUUAAUGUUCGGCAUCAAAACACCUUAAAGGUGGUAAAUUUCUGUACAGUUUUGAGAGCAUCAAAAAGAAGUGAGAAAAGUGAAAAGCAGCAGUCAAAGUGAAACGAAAAUGGCCUCCGCAAACACAAAAAAGAUGAAUCUGUGGAUUAUUCUUGUUGCUCUCUUUAUAAUUGUUCCCAUUCAUUGUGGCUACGGACAUAAUUACGGACAAGGAGUUCCGACAUGGAUAUGCCUCGGACUGAAGUCGCCUUUCAUCCAGUUCCGGUCGGAGUUCGAGGUGCUCUCAAAUAACAGCAUAUCAUUGAACCUCACAGAAAUACGACACAAACUGAAAAGUGUACAAAAUUUGGACCACUUUAUACGUCCAGUGGAUAACGGACGAAAGGAUGAUGGCAAGAGACAGCUUCUUUCUGGUUCUCCAUCGACUGGUGUGGUCAAUACGCUUCCUAGCAACAUGACGAUUACAUUUCUGACCACAACACCACCAUCGUUUGUGAAUCAUUUCGAAAUAACGACAGAGCAUGGCUAUUCGAACGACAUAGACAUAGAAAGGAAAACCUUUAGCGAACAUAUGAUAUCUGAUGAUAGCAGCAAAAAAGAAAGGAAGUACAUCAUACCGUUGGCAUUGAAGACUUCUUCAAAUGAAAAGGAAAAAACAUCGUCCAUAUUUCAUGGAUCAUCGACCAAUAUUGACGAUCUAAAGCGUCAUAUUUUGAUGCUGCAAAACCUGACACAGUCCGAUAAGAACUUUCAGAGCAAAUUUGUGGUUUUUCCUUCGUUACAAAAGAAUGGGACGGAGUCGUCAACAAUCACUGCAGUACCGGCCACGACAACUGACCCUGCAACAACUACAACUUUCCGCCCUCCUUUUCAUCAAAUGCCAGUACUACAAAUCAAGGAAGAUCAAAAUGUGGUUAAGACGUUUCCUGAGAAGUUUACACGACUUCGUCCGACGAUCAAUAUGCCAAAGCAAAUCCUGCAGAACUCUCAUGAUAUAUUGUCCGAUAAUAAAGACGACAUGUUCAAAAUGGAAAAAAUUACAAUAGUGCCACAGGUUUUCUUACAAAAUGACCAAACUCCGGAUUCCAUGGCAGAUGAAGAGAAUAAUAACGAUAAUUACGGCCACAAUAGCGACAGAAAGAAAGAGAUCAAAGGAAAUGACGGAGAGAGUAUCAAGAAUAAAAAACCAACGCCGCCCGUCCAUCAGGGCAGCAGUCUCAGCAGAGAAGGGACAGCAGAGGAGAUAAGUAAUAAAUCUCCACUGUCGGCCACAAUACUACCGCCAGCACGGAAACUCGGACGCAACAACAAAACCACACUGACGGCAUUGGCGUCUAGCACGGUACAAACAGUCAGUGCCGCCAAAGAUGCUGAAUUUGAUAAUGCCCCUACACGUGGCUCCAGCAACGUACGAGGAAACGGCAAGAAGCGAAAUCGGAAAAAUAAAAAGCCAUCCGAACAACCAAUUAACUCCAAUCCGGUUCAAGAUAUCCACGGUGUACCGAGCCAAAGCUCAAACAAGACCAAAGCCGGCAGAAAAGGUGCUAAACGGCUUCAAAGGCUCCAGCAGAAAGCAUUUAUGUUGCAGCAAUUAACAUCCAGCUCGUCGACUGUUGCGCCUUCUCCUGCAAUGACCGCCACCAGUCGAAAACUUUCGCGCUUCCGCCGGGCCGACCGGGCCACGAACAAAGCUCUGCGAACUCAGCUGGAACAUGCCUACGCCAAAGAUAGUACAAUAGUUCCAAUAUACGGAUCAAUUAACGGAUCCAGUGUAAGUGCCAUAACCGGUCUAGGUAGCAAUAGUGUUAGUGUUAAAAAUACCACAGUUUUUUCAAUUGAUAGCAACGAUAAUAAUGGUGGCAAUCACAGUGAAAAAGAUAUAAUCAACAUAAACCCGGACCUAUGCCACAAAGUGACCGGCUUGAGUGGAGGGCAACAGAAGCUGUGUGCUCAACAUACCAGUGUCAUGCCAGCAAUAAGCCGCGGAGCGAGAGCCGCCAUCCAGGAAUGCAAGCACCAGUUCAAGCACCGCCGAUGGAACUGCAGCACUAUAGAGGACGACACCGUUUUUGGACCCGUUUCAAAUAUAGGUUCACCGGAGAUGGCAUUCGUCCAUGCACUGGCAGCGGCUGCGGCUGCCAGCUUUAUCGCUCGCGCCUGCCGUGACGGACAGUUAGCGUCGUGCGGGUGUUCGCGGAGCACACGGCCUUCACAACUUCACGAAGAUUGGACAUGGGGCGGCUGUGGAGAUGACAUGGAAUUCGGCUACAAGUUCUCUCAAACAUUUAUUGACAUCAAAGAAAAGGAACGAAAACGUGGUACCAGGGGUUUAGUAUCAAUUCCGGCAAAGUAUCCUAAAAUAGUGGAACGACUCCUUGAAACGCUGAACGACACAAGUGAAAACAUACUUAACGGAACCGAUACCCUUUUCCGCCCCGAAGAUCUACAGAAGCUUCAAGACAAAAUAGCCAAAGAAAUUUCCAGCUCAAAUCUGGAUCCCAAAGAAAUGAACGAACUACAGGACAGGAUCAAUAAGGAAAUAACCAAUUCCGAAGUGUUCAAUCUUAAACACUUCAACAUAUACGAUAAACUGAAAAAGAUGUUCAAAAAACCAGAAAAGACGCUGAACGGAGUUAAAUUCAGCGCAACGGCCAAAGCACGCGCUUUGAUGAACCUGCACAAUAAUGAAGCUGGUCGUAGGGCAGUUAUCAAGAAAUCACGAAUAAUUUGCAAAUGCCACGGCGUAUCCGGUUCAUGCAGUCUCAUCACUUGCUGGCAGCAACUGACAUCAGUUCGAGAAAUUGGCGAUUUUCUGCGUGAAAAAUACGAUGAAGCGACCCAGGUGAAAAUAAACAAACGAGGUCGUCUACAGGUCAAGGAUCCGAGAUACAAGAUUCCUACGCCACUGGAUCUGGUGUAUCUGGAUGAAAGUCCCGACUGGUGCCGGAAUAACAGACAACUCAAAUGGCCAGGAACUCAUGGUCGUGUAUGUAACAAAACGUCAUCCGGACUAGACGGUUGUGCGAUCCUUUGCUGCGGGCGAGGAUACAAUACGAAAAAAAUCGUUGUCAAGGAAAGAUGCAACUGUAAGUUCCAGUGGUGUUGCCAGGUGAAGUGUGAUAUAUGUACCCGGCAUAUAGAAGAGUACACGUGUAAAUAAAUAAUUUGAGUAGCUACCUUGAGUCUUGAUAUAAAUGAUUUUCUAUGACAUUCGGAAUGAUUUAGAGUUUUGAAAACAAAUUUGUUUAAUCGAAUCCAUGAAAUUGAUAUCAUUUAUGUUAAAGUAGGAAUGACAGGAAGAAACUGGCUGUAAUAUCAUGUAUGAUUGAUUGUAUGAAAUUGCGAAAAAUCUUAUUUAUUUAAAAACGAAAGAAUUACUAAGUGAUAGUGAAAAAACUAUCUCGAAGUGAUUGAAUUGCUUUGUAUGUGCUAUAUUAGUAACAGUACGUGAGUGAAUAAACCAACACGAUUUUAAUUUAAACAAAACCUCUUGACUCAUCUUUUAUCAUAAGAAUAAUGUUGAUUCGAUUACAUGAAAUCUUAGGGAAUUCGAUAGGUAUACCAACAUGAGUUUACUCUGCAUGAUAAGUAUCUAGUGUACCUAUUGAUACUAUUAAUACAAUGAUCAAAUUCGGCAUAAACUGCAUACAAUUUAACAUAAGUUACUUCAGGAUCAAAUUGUAAAUAAAUAAUAGGCACAGCAAUAGAAUGCUUCAAACCAGUAUUAUUAGAUAUUUUGAUGCAUGGUAUUUCAAAAUCGUUCACCUCCUAGCACAUUUAACAUUUUAUAGAAUUACGAAUAUUUAUUAUAGUUGUAGAUUUAUUAUAUCAAAUGUAACUUAUACAUGUGCUAUAAUCAUCGAAGUUUUACACUAAUUAAAUGGCAGCUUAGUUGCUAUACUGGCUUUAACAGAUUGAUUUAAACAUUUUGAUACAUAUGUUGCCAGUUUUAUCAUUUGUAAAAGAAUUCUACACCUUUCAACUAAUUUGAAUAAAAGAAACUCUUACUGAAAUAUUUCUUUUCUAAAUCACUACUCCAAAUACACGAUAAGCUUUGUAAUGCUCGUCUAAAUCUAGAUGUAUAAAAUCAUUCGAAAUGUAACAAUGAGGCAAUCUGUAAUUAGACAAGAAAUAAAUAUAUAAAUAUUCGUUUUAAUUUUAAAAAAAUAA